GCGACACAAUUAUACACACACAAGGGCAAAGCAAAGAACAUAAAAAAACACCGUAAUGCACAAAUAAACUUGACCACGCGAAUCUCGAUUGUCUGCAUAACAGGCCGCAGUGAAGCGCCGACAAUUUGCCAUUAUAAAAGCGCUACCAAACUUGGUAAACGCCAUCAGAAACAAUCAAGUGUUCUAGUCUCAAAAAUAUCAUAGCUAAAAUGUUCAAAUACGUGCUACUCUUCGCUUUCGUCGUCUACGUCUCAGCCUCUGGCAGCGCCGAUGACGCCAAGGCCGAAAUCAAAUCCCAGCACGCCGAUGUCCGCCCCGAUGGUUUCAGUGCUGACCUCGAAACAAGCAACAGCAUUCAUGUCGUGUCAGCUGGUGAUGCCCAAGGCAACAUUAAGGGUGAAUUCGGUUGGGUAUCGCCCGAAGGCACCAACGUCCAAUUAACCUAUGUUGCCGAUGAGAAUGGUUACCAGCCAAAGAGCGAUCUCUUGCCCACUCCACCACCAACUCCAGAAGCCAUCAUCAAGGAGCUCGCGUGGCUCAGCUCUCACCCCCAAAAGGACGCCAAGAACUAAAGCCAAACAAAAUCAUAAAUUAUAUGAUUGGAUGAUGCCGCCGAUAAUUGAAAGAUUAUAUUUAUAUUGAACUAGAACUUGACUUGAUGAUGCUGAUAAGAUGGAAGGCGAUGGGAUUGAAUGGAUAUGUUAUGUGAUACUCGAGUUUUAUUGUUAUACAAAAACAAUGCUAGGCUCGAAGAAACUUUUCCACUUGUUGCCGAUUUUCAGUUUAUAUUUUAUGUUUUUUUAAAUGCAAA
This is a messenger RNA of Rhagoletis pomonella (apple maggot), 811 nucleotides long. Its product is annotated as larval cuticle protein 1-like. NCBI's taxonomy places the organism in Eukaryota, Metazoa, Arthropoda, Insecta, Diptera, Tephritidae. Gene Ontology annotation, cellular component: chitin-based extracellular matrix. The coding region runs from base 210 to 572 and encodes 120 amino acids. The record is from RefSeq and is a predicted model, not a curated record. Gene Ontology annotation, molecular function: structural constituent of chitin-based larval cuticle. The transcript has 3 exons.